GCAGAAAGCACACGAGUACUACGUACGAGGAGCAUUGUAAUUACCGUGACGACCUCGCGCUGCAUAAAACAUUAGUAGCUUGUGUUGGCGAAUGUCAUCAGCCGGUCAUGCUGUAGAGAGGCUUACACAUCGCUGCGAGAUCAAUGACGAAUGCAACGGGCAAGGCCCAGAACGGCAGGCGACUGGCCCCUCGCUGGCCCCUCCCCUAGCGAGCGCGUCGCGUUGCGCUCACGAGCGCCUUGGGAGCCAGCCAGAGUAUCGAUUGUCAAUAGGUGUAAUCCACCAGCGGCGCAACUGCGCGACCAGCCGGAUAGGUCGGCUCGCCUGGCGACUGGCGAGGCGCGUGUACAGUGCGCGAUCCGCGUUCGAGCCGUUCGCCGGCAGGCAGUGGCACUCGGCAUGCGGUCCGACGGACUCGCGCGCCACUGCCCUCCCCUUGCGCCUGGAGCAGCCGCUACAGCGAGCCCGAGGCCGCGAGAUGAACGGUCUUCUGCAGUUACUUGGGUGCAGGUCGAGAGCGCCGAGCAAGGCGAUGGAGCGCUACGAGAGGCUCGGUCGUCUCGGCGAGGGCAGCUACGGGGUGGUCUUCCAGUGCAGAGAUCGGCAGACCGGCCGCCUCGUCGCCGUCAAGAAGUUCCAGCAGACCGAGGAUGACCCCCUCAUACGCAAAAUCGCGCUGCGGGAGAUCAGGCUGCUCAAGAACCUCAAGCACCCGAAUCUGGUGAGCCUGCUGGAGGUGUUCAGGCGCAAGCGCAAGCUGCACCUGGUGUUCGAGUACUGCGAGCACACGCUCCUCAACGAGAUGGAAAAGUACCCGCACGGCUGCCCCGAGCUGAUGAGCAAGCAGCUCACCUGGCAGAUACUCCAGGGCGUGGCCUACUGCCACCGGUUGGGCUGCGUGCACCGCGACGUCAAACCCGAGAACAUCCUGCUGACGGCCGACGGCAUCGUCAAGCUCUGCGAUUUCGGCUUCGCGCGGAUGCUCAGUCCCGGCGAGAACUACACGGAGUACGUGGCCACGAGGUGGUACCGGGCGCCGGAGCUGCUCGUGGGCGACACGCAGUACGGCCGGCCGGUGGACGUGUGGGCGAUCGGCUGCGUGUUCGCCGAGCUCGUCCGGGGCGAGGCGCUGUGGCCCGGCAAGUCCGACGUGGACCAGCUCUACCUGAUCAGGCGCACGCUCGGCGAGCUGCUGCCGCGCCACGUGAGCAUCUUCCAGCAGAACGAGUUCUUCGCGGGCGUGGCGCUGCCCACGCCGCAGACGCUCACGCCGCUGGAGGGCCUGCUGCCCGAGGGCGCCGGCCGCACGCUGCAGCUGGACUUUCUGAGGAAGUGCCUGGAUAGGGACCCCGACGAGCGCUGGACGUGCGACCAGCUGCUGCGGCACGUCUACUUCGACAACUUCCACUUCAAGGUGCCCCGGCUCGAGAGCGACGACUGCGACAGGCUGCGCAGCCUGCGCGACAGGUCCAGGCACUCCAACGGGUUCGGCCAGAUGAUGCUGCCGCAGCUGCCCAAGCAAACCGGCGCCUCGCACGCCAACAGCCACAGCGACAGCCGCCCGCGGAGCUCCUCGCUGCAUCGGCAGAGCUUCGAACACCUGCCCGUCAUCAGGAGCUAGGCCUCCUUCGAGGGCGCACGCUUCGGGCGCUGGCCCUGCGACAAUUCGGCAAUUCCCGUCUCUUUCUCUCGGAGCCUCGUCCCUUAUGCCGCUUCUGCCACUUCUGCCGCUUAUGCGAGCAGCGCCACGCAGAGGAUCAGCAACCAGAGGAACUAGGCUGCUGCGUGCCUAGUUUCAGUCGCCUUUUAUUACAGCUGCACCGUAGACUUUCUUCUCUCGUUUCGCGAGCUGCGCUAACUCUCUUGUUUCUUGUUCAUCUGCAGUUUUGCUUUUUUACAUUGUCCCCGACCUCACGAUCGCUAUGUUAAUAAAAUUUUUUAGACAAACAUCGUCCUCCUUUGUUAACAAUCACUUUCUCGUUUGCGCGUUUUCGAUCGCAAACUUUGCAUGUUCCGCCUGUGUUCUUCAUCUGACGGACGGACGUGAAAUCACAUCAGCAUGCAACGCGAAAGCACGGAGAAAGGUACAGGCAUAAGACGAGGCAGAUCAGCUGUGGCUAGCCCAAGUGUCGAGUCUAUUGUGCGUGGUGUGCGUGUGCGACGACAAAUUCCGGCAAAUAUCUGCACAAAGGCAGACAUGGCGCUAAAUCGGUAAAGUACACCAUCAAUUAGCUUUGAUCAAAUGGCCAAGUCUUCUAGAUUUCGGUCGGCUUGCGGAGAGUUUGAACGCGCUGCACGCUAGCUCUGCAGCAAGGUUAGUUUCGCCGAGCCGCGAAACUCGUGCGAAUUCAAAGGAAACGUGACCAUUCCGCGGAGCUUUUUACUUGAGCAACGCAUAUUCGCGACUCAUCCUUGGAUGCUUUCGAUAGUGUCCAUCCGAAUAGGGAAUCGAUAUAGUAUCGAUUUGCCUCCCCUGGCCUCUAUGCAAGGCACCCAUGUCAUUGUGAAAUAACAACUAUAUGCAAGUGCAAGGGCACACGAGGCUUCAUUGCUCAGGCGCACUGCGGCGCGCUUUCGCUGUUUCUUUCGCACGUCAAAAAGUCGAAGCACUGGUAUUUUUCCAGAAGCGCGAGCCUUUCCUGUCUCACCGCCAUAAUGCUUUAAUUUGAUGACAAUUUUCGAUUUUUUCACUUUCAUGUCGAAAUUUAUCAAUUGAAAAGCACCGAGUGACGUGUAGUGUUUUUUUCAAACAUUAACUGUAUUUUAAAUGACGAGCGCGAUCGAUUAUAGCUAAACAAAUUUUUGGUGAAGCUGACAGGAAACUGCAGUUGCGUUUCGAAGAUUAAAAUUUUCGCGCGCUAUAAUUCUUUGUUUUCAUAAGAUCGAAACAGCUUGCUCAAAACUGUCAAGUAAGUGUUAAUGUGACAACUGGUAUGACACAUUUUGCUAAUAGGAAAAUUGCUUAGACCAUUGGAAUAUCUAUCUUAAAUGCCUUCGAUAAGUACUGCUCAAAGCCUUUGAAACAUUGAAAGAUGAGUGUCGGAUGAGAAACAGAAACUAUUGUUUACAUGCAGGUUUGAAAAACGAUAAAAUAAUCAAUGAAUAGUUAGAUAAAAUAUGAAAAGCAAAUUAUAGGUAAAGUAAGCUACAAAGGUUCAAAAAUAAAGUUUAGUAGAGUGAUAGAGUGGGGUGGGUUGCUCUAAAAAUAAUGCAUUUGUAUUGGUGUGCAUGCAGCAUCACAUCUGCCUUGAGGCUGUGCAGCUUCUUUGCACUGUUGAACAGCUGCCGUAGAGGAAUGGCAACUCCAACUGUACGGCUGUCAUCUGGACAUGACAUGCCUGUGGUUGGAUUGGGCACAUGGCAGGCAAAAUCAGAGGAAAUGG
This is a messenger RNA of Phymastichus coffea, 3383 nucleotides long. RefSeq names its product cyclin-dependent kinase-like 4. Gene Ontology annotation, biological process: protein phosphorylation. The transcript has 7 exons. Gene Ontology annotation, cellular component: cytosol; nucleus. The record is from RefSeq and is a predicted model, not a curated record. Gene Ontology annotation, molecular function: ATP binding; aldose reductase (NADPH) activity; cyclin-dependent protein serine/threonine kinase activity. NCBI's taxonomy places the organism in Eukaryota, Metazoa, Arthropoda, Insecta, Hymenoptera, Eulophidae. The coding region runs from base 92 to 1621 and encodes 509 amino acids.